Molecule: messenger RNA, 669 nt
Organism: Cylindrotheca closterium
Lineage: Eukaryota; Bacillariophyta; Bacillariophyceae; Bacillariales; Bacillariaceae
Source: the annotation of a GenBank genome assembly
AUGUCGCUUCAAACUGUUAUCAAUCAGAACCAGCAAACCAUUGCUUUCCUCGAAGCUAAAGAAUAUUACAGCGCGAUUGUGUCAUCAUCGUCUGCGUUGCAGUGCCUUCGUAGCGUCCCACCAAUGCAGCACGAAGAACAUGAAGGCAAUCUCCUGCUUGUUCCAGCGGCGAAAAGCUCCGUCUCACCAUCAUCUGACAACGCAAUCGAUCAUUGCAUGCUUUUUGCAAACAUUCAGGGACACGAUGACAUACGUGGAAAUCAAACAUUCAUGUACAGCCAUGCCAUUCCAUUGCCUCCGAAUGUGACUGAUCAUGCCACCAUUACACUCCUUCUCAUUUUCAAUGCAGCGCUUGCUCAUCACUUGGUGGCAAUGCAAGACAAGGAAGAUUCACCUAGAUUCCUUCGCAGAGCAAACCAAUUGUACACAUUGGCAUACAAUUCGUCAGAAGAUAUCGAGCAGAACCCUUUGUUUCUCUUUGCUGUGUACAACAAUACUGCAUUGGUCGAUCUACAGAUUGGGGACAAGGACUCGUGGAACCCCUGCGUUGAGCACUUGGUUUCCAUCUACAUGGUUAUGGUGGAUGAAGGUUGCACUUCGCGACUACGUCACCUCCAAGGCUUCCUCGAGAGCCUCGUUUCUAGCACCCCAACAGCAGCCGCGGCUUGA